AUGUUAUCCUCACUAUCGCCCUACCUCUCGAACCCGCGCCAAUCGCUUUCCCAAGUCCUCAAUUUCGCCCUCGUCCUCUCCACGGCGUUCAUGCUAUGGAAAUCCCUCUCGGUGAUGGCCGACUCGCCGUCCCCGAUCGUCGUGGUGCUCAGCGGCUCGAUGGAACCGGCGUUCCAGCGCGGUGAUUUGCUUUUCCUGUGGAACCGCGACCAGACCGCCGAGGUGGGCGAGAUUGUCGUGUAUAAUGUCCGUGGGAAGGAUAUUCCGAUCGUGCAUCGUGUGGUGAGGAGUCAUGGCAAUGUGAUAGGACAAGCGGACGGAAAGACAAAAGCGAGUGCUUCUCCCAAACUCUUGACGAAAGGCGACAACAAUGUUGCGGACGAUACGGAAUUGUAUGCGCGAGGACAAAGCUAUCUGGACCGCCAACACGAUAUCAUCGGUAGUGUGCGUGGGUAUGUGCCUGCGGUGGGAUACGUUACUAUCAUGUUGAGUGAACAUCCGUGGUUGAAGACGGUCAUGUUGGGGAUUAUGGGGUUGAUGGUGAUUCUACAGAGAGAAUGA
This is a messenger RNA of Capronia coronata CBS 617.96, 561 nucleotides long. RefSeq names its product signal peptidase I. NCBI's taxonomy places the organism in Eukaryota, Fungi, Ascomycota, Eurotiomycetes, Chaetothyriales, Herpotrichiellaceae. Gene Ontology annotation, cellular component: membrane; signal peptidase complex. The record is from RefSeq and is a predicted model, not a curated record. The transcript is spliced from 2 exons. Bases 1 to 561 code for a protein of 186 amino acids. Gene Ontology annotation, molecular function: serine-type endopeptidase activity.